Molecule: messenger RNA, 3744 nt
Organism: Scleropages formosus (Asian bonytongue)
Lineage: Eukaryota; Metazoa; Chordata; Actinopteri; Osteoglossiformes; Osteoglossidae
Gene: zzz3
Product: zinc finger, ZZ-type containing 3
Exons: 12
Coding region: 1056-3701 (881 amino acids)
Molecular function (GO): zinc ion binding
Source: RefSeq, a predicted model, not a curated record
UUUCAUUAAUUUUGUGCAGAUGUACAUUACACAGCAAAAUGCUAACUCCCAGAUUACAACAGUUAUUCAUCAAGCUCCUAAAUGCCCAACUUAUCCAUUAGCUAUAUUUACCCAACAGCAAAAGCAAGUGAACAAGCUGUAUUUUGUCUUUGCCUGGCGUGACUUUAAGGAGUAAUUCAGUGUCCACUUAUCCAUCUGUUUGGAUAAGGAAAUAUAUUCAUAUGUAUAUUCAACAUAUACAUGUUCAGUGCCAGCACCUGCGGUGGAUGUUUUUUGAUAUGUUCAUACUUGUAUAAUAUGCAUGCACAAAUUUCCAUGCAAAAAUGCAAAUUCAUCACCACUGCGCUGUCUAUUAGCUGUAGGUUUAUAAUAUAUAUGCUGUAAAUGUACAGACCAUAUACAUAUACAGUACGCGUCAGUGCGUCUUUAUUUUAUUACCACUAGGGGGCAGAGCACCUGCUUUCAUAAUGUCCAGCGUGUUGUAAUGAGCUACUUUUUCCUUGCGAAAUUGAUUGUUUCCUGGUGUCAUUUAUACUCCUGUCAAACCGUCCCUUCAAUACCAAGGCCAUGUUCGUAUGUGUAACGUCGGUGAAGAAACCAGAAGUGCGACUCAAAAUUUUGACCACCACCACAUCUUCAUCACAGAAAGCUUGUUGUGUCAGAUUGUGCAACGACAGCGCAGCAAUUUUACAAGUACUGGAACUGCAGAGGGUAGUUUAAAUUUAGUUUGUGCUAAACAGGGGCACUUUUUUACAACUGCAGCAGUAACUGGUGAACGCAGAGCUGUGCGAGGCUGCACGCGCGCCGGCGCGCGCACACGCACACAGACACAACGCACACAAUGCAUGGCAGCGCGCGGGGCGCAGCGGGAUUGUGGGAUUCGGCACCGCGCGGCGCACACCGAGCCACAGGGGCGCGGAGAGAGCGAGAGAGAGAGAGCGAAAAAAACAUGGCGGCGGCCGAGCGCGCUGCACACCGUUUGCGGAAGUGAGGAGCCUACAUCGUGCUGACAAGGAGCGGACCACGAUGAGGAGACUCUAGGGAUUUGCCAUAGUAUGGCUGCUUCUCGCUCCACACGUGUUACCAGGUCUUCAGUUGGGAUAAAUGGAUUGGAUGAAAAUUUCUGCGGCCGGACCCUCAGGAACCGCAGCAUUGCCCAGUCAGAUGACUCCUCGCCAGCGCCCCUGCCCAGGGCACGUUCGCCCAAGAAGAGGCAGGAAAGCCAACAGCAUGGCACGCCGCAGCAGGCCUCUCCCAAGGGUGGCCAUCAUGGGAAGGUAGCUGAUCCGAAGCACCUGCAGGCGGAGCGUGAAGUCUGCUCCAGCCCCAGGAAACGUGGCCUGUCCUUCUCUGAAAGGGAGUGUUCCAGCAAGGUGGACAACUGCGAGAUCCGACUGGCCCGGGAUGCCUCGCCCGUUCAGAAGCGGGCCAGAUGCUGCUCCCGCUCUGGUGAGGCCCCUGAGCCAAAGGAAGAAUCCCUCGCCAAGACCGAGGGAUCUGCCUGUGACUCCAGAGAGGCUGCGGAAAAUGAGGAGGGCCCAAAAGCAGCAGGGCUCAUCUCUGUACGGGAGAGCAGGGAUGAUAUUGAUGCUGACUUGGGGGCCUGCUCAAAAGAGGGAAAUGACCAGCCUGUCAGUCUCAGUGGGGACCACAAGGUCACCAACGGGCUGGAUGAGCAGGACUCGGGGGUGGCGGAGGCAUCCUGCAGCAAGCCCCCUACGUCAAACACAGAAUGCUCCAGCAUGGCCCCUGAGGAGCCAUGUGCCUCCUCUGCUGGUCUGCUGAAUGGUGGCCAGGCAGUGGCAUCCCUCAUCUUGGAACCUGACGUGCCUUGUAGAAACUCACACUCCGAAAAGGCUGAGCCUGGUGGGCUGAGCGCACUGGGCAAGCAGGACCUUCCCCCGCUGCCUGUAGUCGCCGCCGCCUCCUCAGGGAGCCCAGCAGCAGAGGAGGAGGUGUUGGAUGUGGUGGGGGAGGUUAGUGGACUGUCCCAGGAGCCAGCUGUUGAGAGCACCAAUGGUGGCCUAUGCACAGCGCAGGACAACCCAUGCAUCUCAGGGGAAGCUGACUCUCAACCCACUGGCUACACAGACUGCCCUGCUGAUGCUCCCAGCUUCACCGAACCCCAAGAACACAGAUAUGCGCUGAGGACUUCACCCAGGCGGGGCAAAAGCAGCCCUCCCAAACUAAGCCCUCCCUCCAGGGACAAUGGACUGAAGGAGGAGGAAAUGGGGGUGGAGCCCAAGGCUCUGGGAGAGGCUUGUCCCAAGCCAGAGGAGGAGGCACCCUCUAGACGGUUAGCCAGUGUGUGUCCAGGAGAGGUGGAAACUAAGGCCAGUCGGGAGGCAGUGUUGAUGGAGGGCAGAACCUUCAGAUCCACCAAAGAGAAUACUGGCGUGCUGGCUCUUGCAGAAGAUGAGGAGGAUGAAGAAGAUCCAGACGUUUAUUAUUUUGAGUCAGAUCAUUUGGCUUUGAAACACAACAAAGACUACCAGAGGCUGCUGCAGACCAUCGGUGUGCUUGAGGCCCAGCGCACACAGGCCAUUAUGGACUUGGAGGCUCUGGCUCAGCAUCAGAGGAAGGCCCUGGAUGACCCCAUCGGGUUUGUGGAGCGGCUGCAGAAACAGUUGGUGGCAGGUGUCCCCCGGCCACAACGAGUGGUCCAGCUACCAGACAUCGCGUGGGAGAAGUAUACCUCGGGCCUCGCGGACCUCGAGCGGGAAUUCUGCGACAGGAAGCGCAACACUCGGCGGAUGAAGCUCGUCUUUGACAAAGUAGGAUUGCCUGCUCGACCAAAAAGCCCACCGGAUUCCAAAAAGGAGGGGGAGUCCUCUGCGCUGUACUCUGCUCUGCCUUCCAGUGAUGCUCCUACACACCCCGCCUCCACAAGCCGAGUGCAGAUGAUCAGAGGCAGAGUGUGCGACCAGAAUAAACCAGAUACCUUUAACCAGCUGUGGACGGUAGAGGAACAGAAAAAGUUGGAACAGCUGCUGCUGAAGUUUCCUCCGGAGGAGGUUGAGUCCAAGCGCUGGCAGAAGAUAGCGGAUGAGCUGGGCAACAGGACAGCAAAGCAGGUAGCCAGCAGGGUACAGAAGUAUUUCAUAAAACUGACAAAAGCUGGUAUCCCGGUGCCUGGAAGAACACCGAACAUGUGCAUAUACAGCAAAAAGUCCUCCAGCAAGAGGCAACAUCACCUGAAUAAGCACCUGUACCGGCCCUCCACUUUCCUGACCUCUUACGAGCCGCCCGUAUACAUGGAUGACGAAGAUGACCGCUCUAGCUUCUACAGCACCAUGCAGGACUCUACUGGCGUCGACUCUGAUGAAGAGAGCAUCCCGAUGGAGUGCAGGCACCUGCCGGAGUACAAGGAGCUGCUGGACCUCAAAAGGCUGAAAAAGCAGAAGCUGCAGGAGAUGCAUGCAGAGAGCACUGUGACACAGCACACAGGCUACAAGUGCGAUGCCUGCGGGGUGGAGCCCAUCCAGGGUGUGCGGUGGCACUGCCAGGACUGCCCACCAGACAGCUCCAUGGACUUCUGCAGCAGCUGCUCUGAAUGCGUCCACGUGACCGAGACCCACAAGCCCGACCACCGGUUGGAGCCUGUCUGUCAAGCGGAGUCGUUUCUGGACAGAGACUACUGCCUGCCUCAGACGGUGGGCUACAACUACUUGGACCCCAACUACUUCCCUGCUAAUAGAUGACAGAGGCAAAGCAGGCUGUACUGAGUGGGCCCCGCCUCCCCCC